Colletes gigas is the source of this 1766-nucleotide messenger RNA. Its product is annotated as golgin subfamily A member 6-like protein 7. Gene Ontology annotation, molecular function: DNA binding. NCBI's taxonomy places the organism in Eukaryota, Metazoa, Arthropoda, Insecta, Hymenoptera, Colletidae. Gene Ontology annotation, cellular component: nucleus. The annotation marks the transcript as partial. The transcript is spliced from 2 exons. The record is from RefSeq and is a predicted model, not a curated record.
UCGAAGAAAAGGAUAGCGAGUAAGAACGCGCGAGAACGAGUAAGAAAAAGCGAACAACAGUCGAAGAAAAGGACAGCGAGUGAGAGCGAACAAGACAGAAUGAACGACGUUCGAAGAAAAGGACUCUGUAUUAUUUUUCACCUGUUCUAUCUAUUUAGAAUCAGUGAUGUAAUGAAACUGCUAACGUUUGUGUCACUCGACGACAAAUCGCUUUUUGGAUACGCAAUGGGCUGUUAUCACUCUUUCCGGCACAAACCGCCGGUGGGUUGUAGCCAGAGUUAUCGAAAUUCUGGUCGGGGCGAACAUGUUAAAGUCAACGACAACGUUCCUAUAUACAGGUCCGUCACGUGAAGCGAAGAGGGUUUAUUGUUCUUGUUCGUGUUUCAAAUUUUAUUUUUUUGAUUUUAAAUUUCUGCAAGAUCAUUAAAAUUUAACAUUUUUUUCAAUUUUUUAAAAAAAUUCGAAAGGCUCUUUGUAUGGCUAGGGCCUGGGGCAACUUGACUUAUCUGUACUCCCCCGCUUAUGGCGGGCCUGACCUACCUUCGUGCAUGGAAGGCACUUCGGGUGCAAUAAACAAGGGUUUUCCAACGAUGAAAACUGAAACAACAACCAGGUCAUUAUUUUUUAAAGCGUCGAGCGAAAGGAUAUUUUAUACCGUUUUGCGAACCGAUUAAAUAUUUUUGAAUUCGAUCUACGUAAUCGUGACAAUGAACUGUGAUAGUGAAGUGAAAGUGGUGGCCACGCGAAAAGCCACACUGACAAUGGAGCAGAGAGUGAAGAUCCUACAUGAAUUAGAGAGUGGAUCGCCUGUUCGUGCAAUAGCCGCUAGGUACAAUGUUCGGCAACUUACCAUUCGGCGCAUACGAGCGAGUGCACCGGCCAUUCGUCAAUUCAUGGACCAGGGGAAUCAGUUCAAGAAGUGGAAAAGUAUGAGGAAACCGACGCACGAGAAGCUGGAGGGACGUUUGUAUUCGUGGUUUCUGGAGCAAAAGACGCUUGGCUAUCCGCUAACGGAUUUAAUACUUUUGGAAAAGGCAGCUGAACUGAACGAGGAAUUGUCGGCAGGCUCGACGUUUAAGACGAGCAGAGGUUGGUUAGCGAAAUUCAAAAGGCGUCACAAUAUACGUUUAAUGAACAUAAAUAGAGAAAUAGCCGAGGAGGACGAAAACAGAUUUAGCCUGGAGGGGAACAGAUUUUGCCCGGAGGAGAACAGAUUCAACCUGGAAGCGAACAGGUUCAGCCUGGAAACGAACAGAUUCAAUCUGGAAGAAAAUAGAUUCGGCCUGGAGGAAAACAGAUUCAGCCUGGACGAGAACAGAUUUAAUCUGGCGGUGAACAGAUUCAACCCGGAGGAGAACAAAUUCAAUCCGGAGGGGAACAGAUUCAGCUCGGAGGAAAAUAGAUUCAGCUCGGACGAGAACAGGUACAGCCCGGACGAGAACAGAUACAGUCCGGAGGAAAACAGGUUCAGUCCGAAGGAGAAGAAAUUCAACCCGGAGGAGAACACGUUUUAUUUGGAGGAGAACAAAUUCAAUUCGGAGGAAGACAGGCUCAGUCCGAAGGAGAACAAAUUCAACCCGCAGGAAGUGAAGAGAGACCAAGAAACGGAAGGCGAAGAAGAGCAAGAGGACCGGAGGCAGCAAGGCAACCAGAGGGACGAAGAUGAGAAUCGCAGAGAAAGAAUUAGGAAAGCUUUAGAAAUUUUAGAGACUAAUACCAUAACAGAACCGCUAUUCGUACAUUCCUUCUUGAAAGGAUUGAAACAA